CAAACGAUUAUUCCGCCAUGUUGUUUACAUGAGUUGAAAUGAAAUGUAACAGGAAAUCAUUAUUUUCACUGUUUAACGGAAACACGAAAUUUAGCUGGGUAGUUAAGCAGGACAGAUCUUUGCCUGAUUGUCCAUUGAUCAUAGUUAGAAUAAGAUACAAGACUGACGACAAAAUUUGAUUCAAGCAGAACUUUUCCUGACUAUGGACUUUGAUCCGAAAAUAGGAGCCGUCUUCUCGCUGGCUGAUAAAGAAGAGAGUGGGGACAGAGGAGAGCAAGCCAUGGCAAGCGGAAACGGCGAUACAAACGAUUUCCUUGAGGAGAGUUCCGAGUACCUGCUGCCGGAUUGCGACGACAACAAUGACGUUGACAUAAUGUCCGGCUUACACCAGAUCCAGUCUUGUUCGACUAGUACUUCGCUACCUCUAACUGAUCACAUGAGUUAUACGGCUGACAAUGAGAGUCACAAAGCAAACAUAUCCCCAAAUAAAUCGACGUCUGUCGUAGAAGAUCUUGAUGCUCCGCCAUCUUUAUUACUUGAGACACCAGCCUCUCCCGAGUUACCAACAUCUUCUCUAAUAUCAAGUCUAGAGAGUAUGUCGCCACCAAUUUUACAGCCCGAAGAGCCAUUGAAAAGAGCCGUGUCUCCAGAGAAGAAGAAGAGAUGCACAAAAAUAGCUCCUUGCUACAUAGUAUUGACAAGCAUUGACCAAUGCAUGCAAUCGAAGUCUUCCGUAUCUAGUCGGACAUUCAAACGUUCAUUUGCUGAAUGUUCAAAUAUGUGCAAGAAAGUCUUAUUUAAGCGCCGUCUCAAAGCUGGUAAGGAUGUAUUCAACGUCAAAACACCAAGCAAACAGAAAGACUACUUGAUAUAUUUAUUACAAGUUGAGAAAGAACGAUUAAAAAGAAAUAAGAAGAGCCCCAUUCAGUGCCCACAGAUACGAGAUAUUUUAGAGAAACAUGAUUUAAAAGUAGAAGCACGUAAAAAGGCAUUCGGAAAACCAGCACAUCCAAGGGUACGUAGAACAAUAUCACGUCUGCCAAAAGAUUUUGCAAAUCGGCCAAAUAGUCCUGUUACGCCUAUGGCUUGUGAAAUGGAUGAAAAUAAACAGGAUUUAAGUGCAGAAGCGUUGGCAAAGCUUCAAGAUCAGUUUGUAAAGAGAAAAUAUAAGAUAGAACUUAAUUCACUGAAAAGGUUAAUUGGAAUAAAACGUUCACUGAAUCAGAAUCUGAAAAGAGCUAAGAGGAACAGAUCUGAGGCAUAUGAAACAUUCCUGAAAUCUGACGUGACUUCAAGUGUAAGUGGUCGUGUAAGAAAGGUGAAUCCAAAAUAUGGAGGCGAUUUCGCUGUUAGUAAGAAAGAAAUUGAGGAACAGCGGUUAGUUGACGUCGCACAGGCCCAGUUAAAACGCGCUGAAUCAGCAAAUAAAAGAAAAGUCGAAGAGAUGAAUAAAAACAGCGAGUUUUAUUUACAGAUGAAAAGGAAGCUUAUUUCAGACAUUACAGGAGCUGACAGUCCAGCAACGGCAAAGAAGGUUAAAGCUGCUGACGUUGUCAUUGAUAACCCUGAGGAAGAUAAUGUCAGGAGUUUCCAAGUGAAGCAGAAAAAAUCAAAAAGAGAACCGAGCAGGACAAAACCCAAGCCUAACCCACUGAAGGUAUUGUUGAAUGCACCACCAAUCGUAAAAGGUAAUGAGUUAAUCACCAGUGAAAAAACAAAAAAGUCAAAGCAGAGAAAAAGUCAGACUGAAUACAGAGACGGUGUUCUUAUUCAAGAUAUGCCAAGAGAAGAAAAUGUGAUCAGUGGGUUUUUGCAGCAUAUUUCAUCUGAUGAAAGAAGCGCAGUUUCGCCAUCUCUUGAAACUGAAAGUCAACAAAGUGACCAAUACGUUCGUGCUAAACAGCUGCUUAAAAGCAGUUUAGAUAAACGGAUCAGUAAGACUCGCCAACUUAAAAUUAGACAAAUUCCCUCUCUUCCUUGUCCAAAGCGAGAAGUCCCAGAUUCAAAUUUUUCUACUACUCAACAAGCAAAUGAUCAGGAAAAGUACAAGAUGCUUAAAAUUCCAGAAAAUGUCCAAAAACUCUUUUCAAAUAAAGAAAUAAAACAGGAGCCGGUUGAUGAUGGAUACGAAAGCACUUCUACUGGUUCGUCGGCUAGUAACAGUUCAAAAGUAAUAACAGUAGCGUAUAGUAACGGCGUCUAUAAAAAGGUCUUAGUCAAUCUUUCAUCUUCAGGACAAACUCAACCAACCCUAGGGUCCCAGACAGUAAAGGCUGGUAUGACAAGUGGUCCGAUUUUGGUUAACACACAGCAGGGGCUGCGGUAUCUUGUUCCAAAAUCGGUGCUUACAAAAUCAACUUUGCCAAGUUACUCUGAUGCGAUCAAAGCUAAAUUUCUUCCAGUCAAGUCCGACACGGCGAUGGCCUCACAGGCUAGUGUUACUUUAAACACCAUACCCAGUGCACAGAUUAUUUCCACUGCUGUACAGCUGGGAAAUCCAGUACAGACUGUUCCAUUAAGUUCACAACCUAAUACAGAACCAAGGGUUAUAAGUGUUUUACCUACAGUGCUACAGGUUCCUUUGCAGAAUGCUAUGAACACUUCUGCUGCAAACUCUCUUUUAAGGCCUACUUUAGCCACCCCAACAGUCAUUGUAAGUCAGUCGUAUGUCAAUAAAUCCUUCCAGCAGACUGUUGGUAGCAUUAACUCACCGAUGAAUACAGCAGUGAAACAAACUCAUACAGUUGUUCACAAGGUGUCGCCAGUAAUGCAAAGACAAAAUGCACUCAAUCAGUCAGAACAAGCUAAAAAGACGGCUAUUCAUCAGCAGUCAAUACCAGUGUCAAACACUAGUGGACCUGAAACUCAGAUACCAGCUGUAGCUCAGAACCAAAAAAACAUCGAUAAAUGCAAAUUUUAUUUGCUGAAAAUUGACGGUAAGAAUGUUCUUAUCCCAAUAGAAGGAGAUCAGGCACAGCCUAAAGCUUAUGUAGUGAAUAGUGACGUUAUAACUGCGAAUACACCGGCACAAUCUCUGACUACUUCUGGUAAUAUUGCAUCGCCAACUGGAAUCCGACCGACAUUAAUUGGGGUUCCAACAGCUAAUGGGAAUACACAUCCAAAACCAACAAUGGCUGUAGUUCCAAACAUAAAACACGUUAAUACCAUUCAUCCUUCACAGUUUACAUUUGUUCCAAAUACAACAAAUUCCCAUCAAAACAAAAAUGUGUUACAAACAGUUACGUUGACAAAUAUAGCUACUGCUGUUUGCGGUCCUGGAAGUACGACCAAGAUAAGUGGAGUAAAUAACGUUAAUGCAUCAAGUUGUGUUACGACCUCUGUGAAAACCAAUCAAGCAUAUACCAGUGUUGUCAAAUCUGGAAGUUACAAGUUGACAACGCAGCCAGUUAGCACUCAGUCGGACUUGCUGCACAGAAAUACACAACCAAACAAUUCAGUUACAGUUGUCCCAGUCUUUCUUAAAACAGCAGAAAAUUCAACUGUUGCGAGCAGUUUUCAGUCUACAAUCAGUGCUGGUCAUACAACAAGUGCAUUUUCUGCUGUCAAAGGUCCGUUAUAUGUUCGACCACUUGCUGGUGAAGACAAAACUGUUCUCGACCCUAAAAAUCAGUCAGGCGGAAUACUGAAUGAUAUUUUAACGCAAAAAAGACCACUAUAUGAAAAGCUACCUCUACCGCAGUUGUCUGCACGCAAAACGGAUACCACGCAGCAAAAGGGCAACGGUAAUGAACACGUUAAUAUAUCAGUUGAACAUGGAAAAGGAGGACUGUGUGAAAAGUCGGGUAUUUUCACACCAGAAGAAGCCGAAGAGGAGAAAGUGGAGGAAAAGCCUCAAGCUUUCAAAGAAGCUGUCACUGCUAGAGAAGAAAGACUAAGGCGUCUUAAAGAACUGCUGAAAGAGAAACAGAAGGCAGUUGAAGAAAUUAGAGGCAGUAAGCCAAAAUAGUAUGACUGUAAAGAUAGUAGUGUUGUUUGGUCUUUGUGCGAUUGCUAGAAGACAUCGCGCUUUUGGUUUAUAUGUACAUUUUUGUAGCUGUUAAAAGGGGUUUUCGUCUUUAGAGGUUAACUUACACACGAACGUAAAGUUUGAGUCAUCUAUGUUGUAAAAUUAGUUUCUUUCAUUUAGUCAUAAUAAUUAAGCAUAAAUAAGCACAUUUAUUUAAAUGCAAAAAAAACACAACAUCUUGACCAUGUUUCGUUAUUUGCAUGGUCCAAAGUUAUACACUGAGAUUUGCAUAUGAAAAGUAAAUUUUGGCCAUAACUUGGCAUAAGAUGAAGUCAGUUAAAGAUAUUUUAAGCUUCUGUCUGCUUUGUACGCUUAUAGAAUGACCAAAUAUCUGUUUAAGACUUGAUGAAUCUAACGGUUGAUGAAAUUAUAUGACUGUAAAAGUUUUUAAAUUUCAAACAACAGAAAAGAUUACUUCAUACGCUGAAUAUGUCUAAAAAUAUCAUGUGUAUUGUGUUACUUUCUAUAUAUUUACCUGGGACAAAUAUCAGAUUGUGUUCAUUUCGUUUUUUAGUGUUAUGUUAUUGACUCAGUUAAUUUUUGCACCUGUGCCAGAUACUUUAAUCAGUUUUGCCAAGUUCAUAUGCUUAUCUUACAAAAUAAAGAAUGCUUUCAAACUCCA
Mercenaria mercenaria is the source of this 4649-nucleotide messenger RNA. RefSeq lists its product as uncharacterized. The record is from RefSeq and is a predicted model, not a curated record. The coding region runs from base 203 to 3967 and encodes 1254 amino acids. Lineage: Eukaryota; Metazoa; Mollusca; Bivalvia; Venerida; Veneridae. The transcript is spliced from 4 exons.